Messenger RNA from Stylophora pistillata, 5038 nucleotides. RefSeq lists its product as uncharacterized. The record is from RefSeq and is a predicted model, not a curated record. Lineage: Eukaryota; Metazoa; Cnidaria; Anthozoa; Scleractinia; Pocilloporidae.
CAUGCCUUCAUAGUGUAGCCUCUACAUCACAGGAAAGCCCAAGUUUGACGGAGAGUAAAGUGCUAAGAGUUACUCUAUUGGGUAGUGAAUGGAGGUCAUCAAAGGGAGGCUUGUCAACCAUCAACAGGGAGUUUGCAAUUCAGUUAGCAAAACAUCCCAAUGUUGAUGUGAGUGUGUAUGUUCCAAGAUGUAGCGAGGAGGACAGGAGAGCUGCCAGGAGCCAUAAUGUUCAACUGAUUGAAGCCCAAGAAUUGCCCGGUCAUGAUCAGCCAGUUGAUUGGUUGGCUUCAUUACCUGAAGGUCAUCAUCCGCACUGUGUCAUAGGACAUGGAGUGCAUCUUGGUCGACAGAUACCACUCAUUCAAAAGCAACAACCCUGCAAGUGGAUCCAGGUUGUUCACACAGCUCCAGAAGAACUUGGAAUGUUUAAAAGUUAUGAAGAAGCCAUUUUCAGAGGUGAGAAGAAACAUCGUGCAGAAGUACAACUUUGUGAGAUGGCUGAUGAGGUGGUUGCGAUUGGACCAAAACUGGCAGAUGCCUACUCUCGCUACCUUCGCCCCAGUAAGAAAGAUGAGCAUGUUGUCACUCUCACCCCAAGUAUUUUUACUGAGUUUUGUAGUGUUGAACAGGCCUCACAAGAAAGGAAGAACUUUUGUGUUCUCCUUUUUGGGCGUGGUGAUGGUGAAGAUUUUGAGCUAAAAGGGUAUGACAUUGCAGUAAAAGCAAUUGCUCAGUUGAAAGACAAGUCAUACCAGCUAAUGUUUGUAGGUGCACCAAAAGGAAAAGAGGAAGAAGUAGCAAGCAAGUUGCUUGCAUUUGGCAUUCCUCCAAGUCAACUAGCAGUUCGCUGCUUCAAAGAAGAUAGAGAACAGCUUGACAGUUUAUUUUGUGAGGCUGAUCUGGCAAUCAUGCCUUCAAGAACUGAAGGGUUUGGUUUGACGGCACUGGAAGCCUUAUCUGCUGGUCUACCUAUUCUUGUAAGUGGUAACUCUGGACUUGGAGAAGCACUGGAUAAAGUUCCUUUCGGUUCUCCAUGUGUAAUUAACUCAGACGAUCCUAAAGAAUGGGCCAAUGCCAUCAGAAUUGUCCGUCAGAAAGAGAGGAAGGUGCGACUGGAGGAAGCUAUUGGUCUUCACGAAAAGUAUGCAGCAAAGUACAGCUGGCAGCAGCAGUGUCAAGAUCUUGUUAGGAAAAUGGUGCAGCUUGUCUUUGGUGAUCUUGGUACUUGCCAGCCCUUGGUAGUGGACGAUAAUUCUUUACCUACCCAUGUUGUUUCUAACAACAACAAAUCCUCAGCUACUGUAGCAGUUCACCAUGAAGAUGGCGCAGUAAACAAGUCCAGACAAGCUUCAGAUGAAGAGGUUAAACCGAGUUUUUCCUCUGUUGCCACUCAAUCUGUGAAGGUGCAACUUGAGGAAGCCACUGUUCUUGAAGAAAAGUAUGAAGUAAAGUACAGCUGGCAACAGCAGUGUCAAGGUCUUUUUAGAAAAAUGGUGCAGCUUGUCUUUGACCUAGAUGCGUUAAGGAACAAUCCGUUGAAUCUCCUUCUCUUGUGCGUUGUUUUUGAAGACUUUGAAGGGAAACUUCCAUCUAAUCGCACAAAGCUUUAUCAGAUUAUUUUUCGAUGCUUGCUAAGGCGAUAUUGCUCCCGAAAUGGCCUGAACGUUCAUCACAAUGCCGACAAAGCCCUAGAGAAUCAAUUUAAAGAGUCCAUACUUGUACUUGGGGAGCUAGCGUGGAAUUGUCUUCUAGAAGACCGCCGUUCGUUUUCGGAAGAGGAACUGGACAAGCUAGAACAUUCGAGGACCCGUGUGAGAAGAUUUCCAGCAAUCAAAUUGGGCCUUGUUUUCAUGGAAGCCAGUUCAAGGCUAUGUCAAGAGCCAAGGCAUCAGUGUCAUUUUCUUCACAAAACAUUUCAAGAGUUUUUAGCUGCCUUCUACCUAGCAAACGAGCUCUUGACGAACCAACCAAACCUUACUUUAUGCAAGAAAGAUGUUUGUGAAAAAUACAGACAAGUAUUUUUCUUUGUAGCUGGCAUAUUGGGCAUGGAAGGAACGGUGUUUUUCAAACAGAUAGGAACCAUUCUGAGAUGAGAUUGGAACUGGCGUUAUCCUGUUGAAGACUGUAAGUUCUUACUUGACCUUUUAGAAGAGAGUGGUGCUGCUGAUCAUUUUGGCAAAGUUGUCUGCCCUCUUAUUUCAUUACCAACUGUUUUUCAAGUGGGUGAGGAAGAGCGGUCUAGCUUGAGGUUGAUACGUUAUGCUUAUGAAGGCGCCAUGCUUGAAGGUGAUUCAACACCAGUGCAGCUCACCACACUUAGCCUGUGUAAUGUACAGUCUUUUAAUAGAGACGAUGUGCAUAAUUUCCAUCGAAUUCUCGAAGAAAGUCAAACUCUCACAGAGCUUGUCAUUUAUAAAAUCGAGAACAUGUCUCAUGAUAUUGCAGAUCUGUUCGCUGAGAGUGUGUCGUCAAGCACUUCAUUAAGAAAAGUCACGCUUAAACUGUUGGACGUGAGUACUGAGAGGUGCACCUACAAUGCCAGUGCCUUGUUAUCGACUUUUUCACAAUUGAAAUGUGUUGCGCUUGAAUUCUUUUGUAUUGUGAACAACACUGUUGCAGAAGCCGUAAAAGUGUUAUUCAAAACAUCGCUAAGAUCUCUCGCCCUUAUUGUUUAUGGGGAUCUGGAUGACUGUUUAGUGUCGUCUGUUAGUGAAGGACUUGCAGAAGAAACUGGGCUGGAGUCUCUUAGUCUUGUUGUUCAUGGAAAACCCAGCAACCCUGGAAUUGUAGCACUGCAGAAAGGUGUUCUACGAAAUAGAACUUUGCACUCUUUAGAAUUACAGGUGUAUGGAGAAAUCCCAGAAGCGUGGAUGACAGCUGUUGCUACUCUACUGGCAGCCAAUAAGUCAUGGAUGUCUCUUAUUAUUCAUCCAAAUGUAUGCGGGAAAAUCAAACUUGAAGAAAGUUUGCUGCCCUCUCCGUUUCUAGGUGAUGCCCCGGUAGAGAAGUCGUUAACCGUGAACGUCUGUGGGGAACUGAGUGUUGACAGCUUUAAAGCCCUUGGAGGUUUUUUCAUGAAAAGUUCGCCAUUAUCUGGUCUCCAAUUGAAUAUCCGAGGUAAACUAUGCAACGACGUAGUGGAUUGUCUGGUAGACUAUUUUCUGGUGGCUAACAAUUCACUUUCCUCACACAGUAUUAUUAACCUUUGCGGUGAAAUCACAAGCUACGGAGGAACUGCUCUUGAAAGAUUAGUUAAAGAGGGUCAAAAGUAUGGUAUUUCGGUCUAUGUAAAUGGUUUAAGUGAAGACAACUUUUCACGAGGUUUUGAUACAUCCGGUAAUUUUUCUUCAGUGUCGGCCUCGUUUUUAGUUGACGGAAAGGCUACCAAUCGCGAUGAAGUCUUUAACCUAUUAAGCUCUGCAUCUUUAAGCACAGUCAAUCUCACAGUCAACCACGGUAAUGAGUCAGGAGAAUGGGCUUUGGGUGUGGGUGAGGCCUUGGCGAACAGCAGAUCAAUAACCACAUUCAGUCUUACAGUUAUCAACCACGUUGACGAGGUGGGACGCUGGGCCAGUGGUGUGGGUGAGGGCUUGGCGAACAGCAGAUCAUUAACUACAUUCAGUCUCACAGUUAACAGUCACGCUGACAAGAUGGGAGACUGGGCCGUUGGUGUGGGUGCGGGCUUGGCGAAGAGCAGUUCAUUAACUACAUUCAGUCUCACAGUUAACAGUCACGCUGACAAGAUGGGAGACUGGGCCGUUGGUGUGGGUGCGGGCUUGGCGAAGAGUAGUUCAUUAACUACAUUCAGUCUCACAGUUAACAGUCACGCUGACAAGAUGGGAGACUGGGCCAUGGAUGUGGCUGAUGGCUUGGCGAACAGCAGAUCAUUAACUACAUUCAGUCUCACAGUUAACAUUGACGGUGACACCACGGCAGACUGGGCCAUUGGUGUGGGUGCGGGCUUGGGGAAGAGCAGUUCAUUAACUACAUUCAGUCUCACAGUUAACAAUCACACUGACAAGGUGAGACACUGGGCCGUUGGUGUGGGUGUGGGCUUGGCGGAGAGCAGAUCAUUAACUACAUUCAGUCUCACAAUUAUCAAUCACGCUGACAAGAUGGGAGACUGGGCCGCCCGUGUGGGUGAUGGCUUGGGGAACAGCAGAUCAUUAACUACAUUCAGUCUCACAGUUAACAGUCACGCUGACAAGAUGGGAGACUGGGCUGUUGGUGUGGGUGCGGGCUUGGCGAAGAGCAGUUCAUUAACUACAUUCAGUCUCACAGUUAACAAUCACACUGACAAGGUGGGACACUGGGCCAGAGGUGUGGGUGAGGGCUUGGCGAAGAGCAGAUCUUUAACUACAUUCAGUCUCACAGUAAUCAAUCACUCGGGUGAAACAGGACACUGGGCGAACGAUUUAAGCAAAGGAUUGGCUAAGAACCGUCUCUUAACAACGAUAAGUGUAACAUUCAACUUGUGCGGUGAGGGCAGAAUUUUCUAGCAUGUUUGGCCAGUCUCCAUCCUUUGUAUCUUUUUCCUUUCGGUUAAGUGUGUGGAUAGAACUUGGAUGAACUACAAAGUAGGCUAAGGACGUAGUAGAAUAGAAACAACCAUUUCUAAAUUUAUUUCAUUUGUCGGGAGAGGAUGUUUGGUUACUAAAAUACUUUGGUGGAAGCAAGAAUCCAAAUGGUUAAUGUACUUUUCGAAUGCUUUUUUGAUAGCAGUGUUUUUUAAGUUAAAUGUAUUUGUUGGUACAUCAGUAAAUAGGGUUUGUUUUAGUUGGUGUUGGAGCACGUAUUAUAUUGGUUAGAAACGAACUCGUGGUGAUGCAUGGAAACUAUCAGGAUGCCUACAUAAGGAGAGCGGAGAAAUGAAACCUAAGUUGCCGGACAUUUUAAUUUUACACGAUUAUUCCAGUUAUGUUUCAGUGAUCUUUUUUACUCUUGUGAACGGUUUGUAAGAUGAGGUUACUAAAGUCAUUUCAAGCAACAAGUCUACAUAUGGAUAUAGUGUAUUAAAUUUUCCGUGAACUUUAUAAAA